Molecule: messenger RNA, 2303 nt
Organism: Guyanagaster necrorhizus
Lineage: Eukaryota; Fungi; Basidiomycota; Agaricomycetes; Agaricales; Physalacriaceae
Product: nucleotide-diphospho-sugar transferase
Exons: 10
Coding region: 105-2303 (732 amino acids)
Biological process (GO): biosynthetic process
Cellular component (GO): eukaryotic translation initiation factor 2B complex
Molecular function (GO): translation initiation factor activity; guanyl-nucleotide exchange factor activity; translation initiation factor binding
Source: RefSeq, a predicted model, not a curated record
CUUGAACUUCCAAGUCAUGAACGGUAAUGACGCAUGAGUCACAUUGGUUGCCAGCGUGAUUUGGUCUUCUGCAGUCAUCAAGUCAUCCUUCUGCUUCGACGGUCAUGGCACCCAAGUCUUCCAGUCACGGGAAAGAUAAACUGAUUGGGGCUGAAGACGAUGUUCUUCAGGCCGUGGUCCUUGCGGACAGUUUCAAUAAACGGUUCAAGCCGUUGACGACACGAAAGCCUCGAUGCCUGCUCCCUGUCUGCAAUGCACCUCUACUCGACUGGACGUUCGAAAGUCUUGCCCUAGCCGGCGUACGAGAAAUUUUUGUGAUGUGCCGAUCACACGCGGAACAAGUCAAGGCUGCUAUCGCGGAAUCGCGAUGGGGCAAGCCCGGAUCCGGUCUCAAAAUCAUACCCAUAAUGACUGCAAAGGAAACCUAUUCACCUGGAGAUGCCAUGCGCGACGUUUACACGCGCGGAUUAGUGACAAGCGACUUUGUCCUUGUCAUGGGCGACCUGGUCAGCAAUAUCCGUAUAGAUGAGGUUGUUAGGGUGCACAAAGAACGCAGAAAGUCGAAUAAGGAUGCGAUCAUGACUAUGGUAGUUAAAGAGAGCGGUGUCAAGCAUCGGACAAGAUCAAAGGGUGACACUUCUGUUUUCGUUCUAGAUACAGAGACGUCAGAAUGUUUGCAUUACGAACCUGUUACGGGAUAUCCGCCAACCAAGAAAGCGCAUAUACCCCGAGAAAUCUUUGUUGACCAUGCAGAGGUCGAAAUACGGAAUGAUCUUAUUGAUUGUUCUAUUGACAUAUGCUCUGUGGAGGUCCCCUCGCUCUUCCAAGACAAUUUCGACUACCUCGACCUUCGAAGAGACUUUGUGCAUGGUGUCCUCACGUCAGAUCUACUCAUGAAAAAUAUUUAUUGCUACAUCGCCAAAGAGGGAUAUGCAGCUCGAGUAAAAGAUACAAGGAGCUAUGAUUCGGUCAGCAAGGAUAUCCUUUCCCGGUGGGCGUUCCCUUUGGUACCAGAUGAUAAUCAUCCCGGUGGUCACCUUUACGAGCAUACCCGUGGCAACAAAUACAUUGCGAAAGGUUCUACAGUAACCCUUGCUCGUACAAGUACAGUCGGGAAUAACACGCUGAUGGGAUGUCGUACUCAAAUACUGGAGGAUGUUCAGAUAAAGUCUUCAGUGAUUGGACGCGACUGUAUCAUUGGUGCUGGGAGCAUUAUCGCCGACUCAUACAUAUUUGACGGCACGAGUAUUGGACCGGAGUGUGUAGUUGAGCAAAGCAUCAUUGGCGAAGGGGUGAUCAUCAAACAUAAUUCGAGGAUAGUGCGAGGAUGUCUACUUGGUGAUGAGGUGAUUGUAGGCCCCGGUGCAGUUCUUCAGCCUUUUGAGAGGCUGUCGAAGAAGCGGGACCCAGAAGAAGUGGAUGAGAAUGAAGAGGAAGAAGAUUCCGAUUUGGAAGAAAUAGAAGCUAGUCAGUCGUCAAUAUCUGCGCAAUUGGGAAAAGACUCGAAUGCGAUUGUGUGGCCCAGGAAUGCAUCUGAUGAUGAAGUCGAAGACGAUGUCGAGAAUCACACGAACCAGCGGUUCAUGCGGCUAGGUGAUGAACCUUCCGACUUGGAAGAUGAUAGUUCCACUUCGUCUGAUGGCGAGGGCGGAUCUUCAUCAGACGAGGACGAAGACUUCAAAAUGAGCCUCGAACCCAGUCUCGCACUGGAUAUGUCUGCUAUUAACCUACCGUCUUCGGAUUCUAUUGCAGAAAGUGAAUUCCGGGCUGAAGUUACUCAGUCUCUUGAGCGAGCAUUUAGCGAAGGGCAUUCCAUCGAUAACGCUGCCGUUGAAUUGAAGACUCUCCGGAUGGCUAGUAAUGUCCCUCUUUCACGUGUGAGAGAGGCUGUUAUUGCAGCUAUAGUGGAGCGUAUCAGGAUUGUCGACGGCGGAGGCGCUGCUCAGCGCACUGAGAUAUCUAACGUCAUACAAAGGUGGGGCGGACUUAUUGACAGGAUCGGAGGUGUAGACGCGGUUGAAACCAUUUCCAUUCUCCAGACUCAUUGUUCGACAUCCGAACGGAUGCCUCUGUUCGGUCAGAUACUUGCAGCCUUGUAUCAGGCGGAUAUAGUGGAAGAGGAAGAUCUAGGGAAGUGGCACUCUUCACCAUCCGCCGGAGGCGUGGGUCUGCCACCUGGAACGCAAACGGACAAUAUCCGAAAAUGUUGGAAUAUUGGGGCCCUUCUAAUUCAACAAAUAGGGCAACAAGAUAGUGGAGAAGAUAGUGAAGAAGUAGACGAAGAUGAAGAUGGGGAGAACUAA